AGCUUUAGUCAGAGUAGCCACCUUACUUCGAAUCAAAGAACUCACACAGGAGACAAACCUUAUAAAUGCUUGGAGUGUGGAAAGAGCUUCAGUCACAGUAACACCCUUACUUCUCAUCACAGAACUCACACAAGGGACAAACCUUAUACAUGCUCAGAGUGUGGAAAGAGCUUUAGUCAGAGUAGCCACCUUACUUCGCAUCACAGAACUCACACAGGGGACAAACCUCAUAAAUGCUUGGAAUGUGGAAAGAGCUUCAGUCGGAGUGACAGCCUUACUUCGCAUCAAAGAACUCACACGGGAGACAAACCUUAUAAAUGCUUGGAGUGUGGAAAGAGCUUCAGUGACAGUAGUGCCUUUAGUAAACAUAAAAGAACUCACACAGGGGACAAACCUUAUACAUGCUCAGAGUGUGGAAAGAGCUUUAGUCAGAGUAGCCACCUUACUUCGCAUCACAGAACUCACACAGGGGACAAACCUCAUAAAUGCUUGGAAUGUGGAAAGAGCUUCAGUCGGAGUGACAGCCUUACUUUGCAUCAAAGAACUCACAUGGGAGACAAACCUUAUGAAUGCUUGGAAUGUGGAAAGAGCUUCAGUCGGAGUGACAGCCUUACUUCGCAUCAAAGAACUCACACGUGA
This is a messenger RNA of Rhineura floridana, 639 nucleotides long. RefSeq names its product zinc finger protein 892-like. The annotation marks the transcript as partial. The transcript has 3 exons. The record is from RefSeq and is a predicted model, not a curated record. Gene Ontology annotation, biological process: regulation of transcription by RNA polymerase II. NCBI's taxonomy places the organism in Eukaryota, Metazoa, Chordata, Lepidosauria, Squamata, Rhineuridae. Gene Ontology annotation, molecular function: RNA polymerase II cis-regulatory region sequence-specific DNA binding; DNA-binding transcription factor activity, RNA polymerase II-specific.